UCUGAAAUAGUUCAAAAAAAAAAAGGGGCAGAGAAAAGCAUCUAAAAGCAUAGGUUGGUGAUUUCCUCAAGGUUUCUCCCAUUUUCCAUAGCAAAUAUGACAUUGACAUGCUAGCAACUGGAAAAGGACUUCAAAGCAGAACCAUAUUGUAUAUCCUACAGACCAUUUUAGAUUUCUACCAUAUUCUACUCACUUACAAAGCUUGUUCAAUAAUCUCUAAAGAAUUCUCUUGAAGAAAUUAAUGGCUGAAGCUUUUCUUAACGUUGUGCUUGAGAAUCUGAACAACCUGAUACAAAAAGAGUUAGGAUUGCUUCAAGGUGUAAACAAAGAGAUGGGGAAACUCUCUAGCACUCUCUCGACAAUUUGUGCCGUGCUUGAAGAUGCUGAGGAGAAACAAUACAAAGACAAAGCCAUAGAAAAUUGGUUGCUGAAACUUAGAGAUGCUUCUUAUGAGCUAGAUGACAUCUUGGACGAGUUUUCAAUGGAGGCCCCUCAAUUGGGAUCCAAAGAUAAGCGCUCUAAAUGGACCAAAAAGGUGCAAGCUUCUUUCAUGUCCUAUUUCCAUCCAAUGAAUUUUAUUUUUCGUUAUAAGACUGCAAAUAGGAUGAAAGAGGUUUUUGAUAGAUUAGAUGGAAUUGCAAAUGAGAGAAUGAAGUUUCACUUGCAUGAGAUUGUUGAAGAUAGACAUAUAAAAGUGAGAGAGAGACGCCAAACUGGUCCAAUUAUUACUCAACCUCAAGUUUAUGGUAGAGAAGAAGACAAGGAAAAAAUAGUUGAUUUUCUUGUAGGAAAAGCAAUUGAUUUUGAGGAAGUUUCGAUCUACCCUAUUGUGGGCUUAGGGGUUAUGGGAAAGACGACGCUGGCUCAGUUUGUUUUCAAUGACAAGAGGGUCACUGAGCAUUUUCAACUUAAAAUUUGGAUAUGUGUUUCUGAUGAUUUUGAUGUGAAGAGGUUGAUGAGAGAAAUCAUAGAAUCUGGUAAUGGAAAAGCUUGUGAUGCAUUGGAAAUGGAUCCUCUACAAAGAAACCUUCAAGAAAUGCUGAAAAACAAGAGGUUUUUGGUUGUUUUAGAUGACGUUUGGAAUGAUGAUCAAGAAGAAUGGGAUAAAUUGAAAUAUGUUCUGUCUUGUGGCUCAAGGGGUUCUUCUAUUGUUGUAACUACUCGUCUCCAAAAGGUUGCAUCGAUCAUGGGAACGACUCAAAUGCAUCAUUUGUCAACUAUAUCUGAAGAUGAUUGUUGGUUGUUGUUCAAACAACGUGCAUUUGGAAAUAUGAAUGAAGAAAGACCAAAUCUUGUGAAAAUUGGAAAGAAAAUAGUAAAGAAGUGUGGGGGUGUGCCACUAGCUGCAAAGUCUCUAGGAGGUUUGAUGCGCUUCAAAAGGGAGGAGAAUGAGUGGCUUUAUGUAAUGGAGAGUGAAAUAUGGAACUUACCACAAGAUGAGAAUUCUAUCUUGCCUGCUUUGAAAUUGAGCUACUUCCAUCUUCCAUUGGAAUUGAGACAAUGCUUCGUUUUCUGUGCCAUAUUUCCCAAGGAUCAUAAAAUUAAGAAGGACCAUUUGAUUUAUCUUUGGAUGGCUAAUGGUUUUAUUUCUUCUAAAGGAGAUAUGGAGGUGGAAAAGAUUGGCAAUGAGAUAUGCAAUGAAUUAUAUUGGCGGUCAUUUUUUCAAGAUGUUGAGGAAGAUAAAUUUGGUACCAUUCAGAAUUUCAAAAUGCAUGAUCUUGUGCAUGAUCUUGCCCAAUUUAUUGUCAAGGAUGAAUAUCGCUAUGCGGAGGCUGAUGGCUCAAUUAAUAUGUCAAGAAGAGUUCGACAUGUGACAUGUAACUACACCAGUAAGCCAACUUGUAUCACACCUUGUGGUCUAGAUUAUGUCGAAUUCUUGAGAACUUUUUUGAUCUUAAGGAACCAUAAGCUAGAUUUUAAUGCACUCAAGCUGCCUUCUCAUUGGAAUUUUCGUUCGAUCCGAGCCUUUGAUUCUACUUUCUUUGAACUAACAUCCAUAUCGCCUUUGAUCAAGAAGGCAAAACAUCUACGGUAUUUGAGCCUUUCAAAUACUAGAAUUAAAAGGCUUCCAAAUUCAAUCUUGUCCCUUAAAAAUCUGCAGACUUUAGAUUUGAGUUUUUGUUCUGCUCUCAAGAAGCUGCCUAAGCACUUGAGCAGUUUAACAAAUCUUCGUCAUCUCAACAUCAAAGGCUGUUAUUCAUUAUCUCAUAUGCCUCCCAACAUUAGGCAACUUACUUGUUUGAAGACUUUAACAUGUUUCAUUGUGAGUAAAAGAAGCGGUUGUCACUUGGAUGAACUACAAGGACUAGACCUAGGAGGUUAUCUGGAAAUCACAAACCUUGAGAAAGUGGGAAGGCCUAUGGAUGCAAAAAGAGCCAAUUUGGCAAGGAAAAGGAAUCUCAAAGAGUUGCACUUGUCCUGGAAAUCCCGGGGUAGAAAUGGUAAAGUUGAGUCUCAGAAAGACUUUGAGAAGAUACUCGAAGCUCUUGAACCUCCUCCAGGUUUAACCAUUUUGAAGAUAACAGAUUAUAAAGGUAGGUCUUUCCCAAACUGGCUGGGCAGUGCAGUGCUUGUAAAUUUAGUCCAUAUCACUCUCCUAAAUUGUAAAAACUGUCUAAAACUUCCAAACCUCAAGAAACUUCCAUCUUUGAAAAGUCUGGGAAUAUGUGGUAUGGAUUUUGUGCAGUUUAUGGACAAUGAAUCCUGUGAUGGAGAGCUAGUAGUAGGUUUCAUGAGCUUGGAAUCUCUCUAUAUCUGUGCUUUACCAAAUCUUGAAAGAUUGUCAAGAGAGGAAGGAAGAGAUAUGUUCCCCUUUCUUUCUAGAAUUCACAUCCAUGACUGUCCAAAACUUUCCUUACCCUGUCUUCCUUCAGUCAGACAAUUACAAGUCAUAUAAUUCAACAAAGUGUUGUUCGAACCGUUUUCAGAUCUCCAUGGACUUACUUAUCUUGUCAUUGAUGACAAAAUCUGCCAACUGUCCAGUCUCAUCGAGUUCAUAAGGUUAGCAAAUUUUAGAGCUCUAAAAUCACUGCCUGACUGGUUUGAAAACUUAGUAUCUCUUCAAGAAUUUCAUAUUGAGAAUUGCCCAAAGUUGACAUUUCUGCCAAUGAGCAUUCAAAGCCUCACCAUGUUGCAUAAACCUUACCUUAUUGCAUGUUCUAAAUUAGAAGGGAAAUGUAAAAAAACAGGAGAAGACAUACAGAAGUUUUCCCACAUACCAGAAGUCUAUAAGGCUUUCUUGUUGACCAGCCUACACAGAGAGUAUAAAUUCUGGAUUGAUCUUCAGAGGUUGAACUAAUUAUGAGGGAACUCUUGGCAAAGCAUCAUUUUCACCAUAUUCUUAUUAAUUUGUAUUUCCAUACCAAUUUAUGUGUGUGUAGUAUUUUCCUUUUUUUGGUCACAAGUAUGUGUGUAGUAUGUUUGUGUGUGUAUGUAUGUAUGAAACAUAUACUUCCAUUAAGUGGUUGCUGCUGUUGGUUUUUUUGUUUGUUGUUUUUAUGGUUUUUUCUUGUCUUUUCUUUUUCUAAAAAUUGUUGACUUGGUAGCUAAAUCUUGGGGAACGGGAAGA
Messenger RNA from Ziziphus jujuba (common jujube), 3568 nucleotides. Its product is annotated as putative disease resistance protein RGA3. Bases 242 to 2896 code for a protein of 884 amino acids. Gene Ontology annotation, biological process: defense response to other organism. Gene Ontology annotation, molecular function: protein binding; ADP binding. The transcript is spliced from 2 exons. Lineage: Eukaryota; Viridiplantae; Streptophyta; Magnoliopsida; Rosales; Rhamnaceae. The record is from RefSeq and is a predicted model, not a curated record.